This is a messenger RNA of Chelonia mydas (Green sea turtle), 5237 nucleotides long. It is a transcript of the gene KCTD21, whose product is annotated as potassium channel tetramerization domain containing 21. Lineage: Eukaryota; Metazoa; Chordata; Testudines; Cheloniidae. Gene Ontology annotation, molecular function: cullin family protein binding; histone deacetylase binding. Gene Ontology annotation, biological process: ubiquitin-dependent protein catabolic process; protein homooligomerization. The transcript has 2 exons. The record is from RefSeq and is a predicted model, not a curated record. Bases 3375 to 4199 code for a protein of 274 amino acids.
UUACACAGUUGGGAGAGAAGAGAUGAGCUAAUGUGCAUCUUCCACUGGCUCAGCAACCUGCUGUUUCCCAAGCAGUAGAAUGAUAUUCAUCAGUGUCGCAUGAGUUUCACUCUGCUCCUGUUAGUGAUGAUGUGAUCCAAGAGUAGAGAGGGGAAGUGGGAUACAGGGAAGGGGUGGAGAUGGGAGCACACAAAGAUAUGGGGAGCAAAAAGACAGAAGGGUAAGCAGUGAGGAUCAAGGAUAGAAGAUAGCUGGCGUGGGAUGUGAGACUUGUACAGAGUGGGGCUGGCCUGGUGGUCUAUGACAGCACUUCCAUAUUCAGGACCAAGCUUGCUCCCUGUGCCAGUAAGGACUGUGACCACUGCAAGGGCUGAGGAGAGGAAGAGAUGAGCCUUUUUGCAGCUACCUCAGGCCAACUGCAGGAGCAGCAGAGGGAGCUCCACUAUCCAUGACAAGCCCACCUUGACCGAAGGGAGGGUCACAUGACCUUUGGAAGAGGGAAAAGAGAUGGGAUGGGGCGGAGGAAGGGAGGAAAGGACAACUGACAGAAAUAAAAAGGAUAUUUUUAGGGAGGAGUGCAAAAAAAACACACCCAAGGAAUGGGAAGAAACUCCAACACAGAAAACACUGAGAAAAAUAAUGAAACAGCUUAAUUUUAGGGGAAAGAUGGGAUCAAGGAGUCUGUCCCCCUGCAAGUACAGGACUUCGGCCUUUGAUGGAGAAUGUAUUGGGUAUUAAACUGAUACUGCACUGAUUUUAGUCAAAGGAAUCUGGGAAAUAAACUCUUUCCUCUGCAACAUUUGUAAACACUAUUGCCAAGUCAAAAGGAGUAGGACUAGAAGAAAACUCCAUGAUAUCAAAACAGAGACAUUCAGGCCAUUUUCUAUCUAGUAAGCUUUUCCCAGAUUUUGACUUUGAUUUGUUUUUGCUAAAGGAGGUCAAUGUUCUGAAGAGUGCUCAUAAAAACCCAUCAAAGAUGCCGUUUCAAAACUCAUCAGAGCUAGCAGAACUGGAGUGAGCUCCUAUGGUUUUUUUGUAUUAGCAGAUCAUGCGUACCGUAUGUCCUGGCUCUGUUCAGCAAAGAGGCUGCAGUUCGAUAUUUCAGCCUACAGUGGGCACUACAGAUCCAGUGCAUGUCUCGGUCAUUCUGUUCCAAGAGACAAGCUGUCUAGUGACUUGAGCACAGGACUAGGAGUUGGGAGAGAGAGAUUUCUGCUACUGAAAUGCUGCAUGCCCAAGGUCACGCAACUUAAACUUUCUCUGCCUCGCUGUCCAAAUAGCAAGUCUGAAAAAUCAGGACACUUUUUUAGGGGGAGGGAGGGGAGAGGAGAUAUAGUGGUAUAUAUAAGACAAAGCUCCUAAUAGCAGGACAUCUGGUCACCCAAGUGAAGAUAAUGCUAUUUACUUGCCUCCCUGAGGUUAGUUACUGAUUGUACUGUGAAGUGCUUCGAGAUCCUUGAAUGGCAGAGGGCUAUAGAAGGGCUAAAUAUGCUGAAGUGAGAUUCUGUACUGGUGUAACGCACUGUUCAGCGUGUGUUAUGUGUCCCCACCCCACUCUGUUGGCCCCCAUCCACAGAGGAUAGUGAGUCUGUCACAGCCCCCAGCUACCAAGCCUGGCUCUUUAGCUCAAGCUAUAGAGACUCAUACUUUAGCUCUGGAGGUCUCAGGCUCCAUCCCCAGCAUGUCAGCCAAGACAGCUGUUCUCACAUUGUGUGCUGCACCUGCUGAGGUACAUAGAGAAGAGGAGACAAAGGUGCUUUAAGACACCUUUGCACCUUCCCAGUUCUGGGCUGGUGUGACCUAGGCAGCCUAGAGAGCUGCUCUAAAUUUCAGCAGUCUUGCCUAGGUUAGCUGUGGCUGCUCCAUGGUCUCUGCUAUGGAGAUUCCCCUCUACUUGAUACACCAGGUGUUCUGGGCCUUGUCCAGGAUGGCCGACAGCUGUUCUCUGUCAUGCCUGUCCUGAUGGAAUGCUCCCCCAGCUGGCUAAGGGGCCACAGCGGUGUAUAGACAGUGGGGACAAUCUCUCUCUACGUUUUUAUCUAGAAGUCUUGAGCCCCUUUCUCAAUCCAGUUGGACAGGCAGGGAGUUCUUUAUUAAGGUGACUUGUCCCACGGGUACCUGGGUUCCAUAUUUCGUUGUCUGCAAAAAUACAUGACUGGACUGAAUAUUUUCUUUUGUCGUUGCUAAAAUUAAUUGUUGCUGUUUCUAAGGGUUUGUCUACAUCGAGAGUUAGUGUGUGGCAAGAUGAGGUAUAAUUCUAAAGCGCACUAGCCUGCCAUGCAAUAAUUGACUCUGUGCACUAAAAGUUUCGUAGUGUACUUUAAUCUGCUGCUGUUUGAAACCACUGUAGAUCAAAGCACAGUAUGGAAUUUUUAGUGUGUGUCACCAGGGUCCACGUGGACAGUGAGCGUGUGGCUGGUUAUGACACUGUAGAUUUACAUACCAGCUUCCUGCACACUGUGGCCAUAUAGUCAAGCCCCAAGUUGUGAUGUGGUCUCUGCCACUUAGAUUCUCUUCGAGUCAAAGAGUCUGUGGCACUGUAUAGACUAACAGACGUAUUGGAGCAUAAGCUUUCGUGGAUGAAUACCCCCUUUGUCGCAUGCAUGUCACUUAGUUAUCUGCACUUAGUUAUCCUGGGUGCAUCUGCUGAGAAUUGCUGCUGAUCCAAGACUGAGUGCCAUCUGCCCACCUCACUUCCUUCAUAAAUGCUACUGAAUGGCAGUUAAGUCCUGCAUUAGAAGUACUAUGUAAGAGCUAGCUAUUAUUUAUUAUUACAUUAGCUACGUGCAUGGUCCUGAUAGUACAGGAUGGGGCCCACACAUCAUGCCCGGGUGAGGAAUUCAGCAAAGCAGCAGGCUAGACUGCCAAGUCAUCCAUUUCAUCUGCCUUUAGUUAAUGUUUACAGGGAAAGUGAGGCAAGAGGCCCAUUUUCAUUCUCAGCCUAGGGUCAGAUGUGUUGGUCAAUAAGGUCAAGGCAGUGGUGUGUCCAGCAGCUAGCAACUAAUUAAAUGUCAUUUGCACUGGGGUUUUUGGUUGUCCUGGGCUGCCAGAUAAUCAGAUUUGUCUUGUUUGUACAGCAUUGCAAAGAUAGGAAGCUUUAUAAAUGAAAUGAAAAGUGGAAACGAAAGCAGACAUUGGGCCCAUUGUAUGCAAAUUCAAUUUUACAAGACAAGUGGCUACAGAGUGCAAAAAAAAAAAUCUGAAAACUUAAUCCGCUUUGGGGUUUUUAAAAUAUUUUCAUGUCUUAGUCAAUCCAGAAAUCUUUUUUAAAUGAAUCCAGUGUGUGCAAGAAUUAGGAUAUCCUGGGAGACGGACAUGCUGUAUUUGGGAUAUAGCUGUUCUUCAUGUGGACUUGGAAGUAACUACAUUCAAGGAUGAAAGAGCAGUAUUAUUCCCAGCAUCGUGACUUUUUCAUCAUGUCAGAACCUAUAACUCUCAAUGUUGGAGGAAAACUGUACACCACUUCCCUGUCUACCUUGACUAGUUUUCCAGACUCCAUGCUGGGUGCCAUGUUCAGUGGAAAGAUGCCAACCAAGAGGGAUAGCCAAGGCAACUGCUUUAUUGACAGAGAUGGCAAAGUGUUCCGCUACAUCCUGAACUUCUUGAGAACUUCCCACCUGGACCUCCCUGAAGACUUCCAGGAAAUGGGCUUGCUACGACGGGAGGCAGAUUUUUAUCAGGUCCAGCCGCUGAUUGAAGCGUUGCAAGAGAAGGAGGUGGAGCUCUCCAAAGCUGAGAAGAACGCCAUGCUCAACAUCACCUUGGAUCAGAGGACACAGACAGUUCAUUUCACUGUUCGGGAAGCGCCCCAGAUCUACAGCCUGUCUUCCUCCAACAUGGAAGUAUUUAGCGCCCACAUAUUCAGCACAUCAUCUCUGUUCUUGAAGCUCCUGGGUUCCAGACUUUACUAUUGCUUCAAUGGCAACCUGUCUUCAAUAUCCAGCUACCUGCAGGACCCCAAUCACUUGACCUUGGAUUGGGUCGCGACUGUGGAAGGCCUGCCAGAAGAGGAGUACAAUAGACAGAACUUAAAGAGACUUUGGGUGGUACCAGCCAAUAAGCAAAUUAAUAGCUUCCAGGUAUUUGUAGAAGAGGUGCUAAAAAUAGCCAUGAGUGAUGGAUUUUGUGUGGAUUCCUCCCACCCGCAUGCCUCUGAUUUCAUGAAUAAUAAGAUUAUUCGACUAAUUCGGUACAAGUAGAAAUAGCCUGUUAUUAUGGUAUCAGGAUAGACGUAACCAAACACAGUGUUUCAUUUUAAGACCCACUUCAAGACACUGUAACAAACAGCCUAAUAUAAAAUCGUGAUAAUGUGUACUAAGACUCACUAACUGUGAGUUGAUUUUCCUAUACUGAAUUUACCAGUGACCUUUCAGAAUAUGUCUAUAGUCUAGAUGGAUGGAAUGCUGUCUAUUGGCUUGAGCAGGGUCUAGGAAUUAAGGAGUCCUGGGUUCCAUUUCUGCCUCUGCCACUGACUCGCUGUGUGAUUGUGGGCAGGUCACUAACUUCUCUCUGACUCCGUUUUCCCACUGGAAAACAGGGAUAAUAAUACUUAACCUACUUCAAAAGAAUUCCGUGCGGCUUAACUAAUGAGGUUUACAGAUCGCCUUGAGAUUAUCCAGUGCACUGUUAUAGAGCUGCAGAGUUGUAGUAAGUGCAGUGGAUUUGAUUCUCCACCAUGUUGCACAUUGUGUAGCCAAUUAUACCUGGCCAGAGUGGAUGUAGAAUGCUACCAGGUCACCAGGAUAGAGGUUUCACACACACUUUACACAGGUAUAAAUGACCAUGAAAGGAAGCGGAGAAUCUGGCUUAGAGUGUUUAAACUGAAGUCUUCUUUUCCCUGUAAUGAAGCCUCAGUCCUAUUCUUCUAUUGGAGUAGCCAUGUUUCCACGGGGCAAUUUGUAUCACAAAUGACAAAGGAUGCCAUGGCAGACAGAAUAAUGCUGUAUACGUGGGUUUUGUUUAAACAUGCUGUGGAUACACUUAAACCCUUACCAAUUAUGCUCUAAUGCAUUAAAGAUAACUAGAUUUGGUCUUUCUCAUAAUGGUAUGUGUGUCUGGAGGAUACUGUUGAAAACAUAUUUUGUUCUGGAGACAAUUAAGAGGAUAGAGAGUGUCAGCCCCAAAUGUCUUCUAAAUAGUUUGAACCACAUCUACCCAUACCCCACAGCUUCUCUUUGGGCACAUGCUCCCCAGGGGAGAUGGGUAAUGAAGCAUUAAGGGCUGAACGAAACAUAGUU